Messenger RNA from Penaeus chinensis, 1331 nucleotides. Its product is annotated as low-density lipoprotein receptor-related protein 1B-like. The record is from RefSeq and is a predicted model, not a curated record. Gene Ontology annotation, cellular component: plasma membrane. NCBI's taxonomy places the organism in Eukaryota, Metazoa, Arthropoda, Malacostraca, Decapoda, Penaeidae. The transcript is spliced from 7 exons. Bases 45 to 1109 code for a protein of 354 amino acids. Gene Ontology annotation, molecular function: protein binding.
CGGCCGCCACUUCCCACCGGUCUCGGAGCCUCGAGUCGACGACGAUGGCGAACCCAGUGAAGCUUCUGCUGUUGGCCCUCGUACUGCUGACGGCGCUUACAGAUGGCGCCGUGCUAAAAAAGAAGAACGAGCGGGCUUCGAACUGCAAUUCGGGGUAUCACGAGUGUAUCAAUGGAAACUGUAUUCCGAACAUGUGGGUUUGUGAUGGUUAUGCGGACUGCUCUCAGGGCGAGGACGAGAUUAACUGUGGUUCGCUUACAACAUGGGGGCCCACAGAGAGCAGCAGCACAACUUGUACUGGCUUCGUCUGCAACAACGGCGACUGCAUUUCCGAAAGCCAAGUGUGCAACGGCUAUGUGAACUGCCCUUGGGGAGAGGACGAGAACCUGUGCGAUUUUUCCUCGACAAGAUGUGAAUUCUCAUGUUGGAACGGCCAAUGUAUCCCCGGCUCCUGGGUAUGUGAUGGGUAUGACGACUGCCCAGAAGGCGAGGACGAAUACUGCGCAAGCAGCAACUCACCCGCCUCCCCGAGUACCGACUACACCGACUACCCCUUGACUACCCCCUACCCCCCGGCCGAGUGCCACACCCCCUUCGACGCGGUGGGCGGCAAGUGCAUCCUGGUGGACAUCUUCGAGUCAGUGACGUGGGCGGAGGCCAGGUACCUGUGCGAGAAGUUCGGGGCCGACCUGGUCACACUCGAAUCGAUGAAUUUCUACACGGAGCUGCUGGACUUCUUGAACGAGAAAGGUCUGGCUGAACAUGACUACUGGGUGGGCGCCAACGACACCGAGACGGAAGGAGAGUGGGCGUGGCUGAAUGGAACGCCCGUGAGAAUGGGCACGCCUCUGUGGGCGCUGUACCGUUCCAGUAGCAAUGACUAUGAGCAGGAACCGACCUCGAGCGGCAGCGACAGCGGCGACUGCGCCUUCAUGGACAAGUCCCGCUUCCUGUACCUGGACGACGGCGAAUGUGGGAGCGCGAAGGCCGCCAUCUGCCAGCAGUCGGAAAAUCUAAGCCAUUACCUAAGAAGAAACCUAGACGCCGUCACUGAUACCCCUUCGCUGAGAAACCCUGCGUCAGCCCACGGCGACCCUAAGGACUCGUAAAAGUGAUAUCAGAAUGACAUCAUGCUUAAUCUUCACAGAAAGCCCCUUAGCUAUAGAAUCCUUUGGCUUGAUUUGACUUAUUGUUGUUAUGGUUAAUGGAAUGUGACUCAUUCAAUUGUAUGCGAAUCCUUCACCCCCGGCGCUGUUAGAGGACUGGGGAACGCAAAACAACAAGCUCUGUUAACCAAUAAAUGAUGCAUCAAAAACAGAAAGAAAAAAAAA